AUGCCCGCUCAACAUACCUCGGCCCAGUCCAAUGGCGCGUCGCGUCGCCGCAAGGAACCGCCCAACAGCCAUCUCGGUCAUGUUCGCAAGGCCAGCAUCGCCCAUGCAAACAAACGUCGCAAGUCCCGCUCGCUGUGGCGACGCGCGACGAAGCGCGCGAUCCAGCAUACGUGGCUGAUUCCAUUGAUUCUCAUCCUGGCCUUCGUGUCGCUGUAUGCGAUCAAUCCGACCGAAGACAACAUCGUCCACCACUUCCUCUUCCUCUCCUACGAACAACCUCCUGCGGUACCGGGCGGCCCGGUGCAAUAUGGCAAGGGCCUGUACGAUAUCGCCUUUGUCAUAUUCUACUCCAUCGUCCUCUCAUUUACUCGCGAAUUCAUCAUGCAAGAGCUCUUGGGCCCGCUGUCCCGCUCCUGUGGAAUCAAGUCGAAGCGCAAGCAGGCUCGGUUCAUGGAGCAGAUGUACACAGCCAUCUACUUUGGCAUCAUGGGCCCGGCGGGACUGUACGUGAUGCGUCAAUCGCCGGUGUGGUAUUUCAACACUGCGGGCAUUUUUUACUAUCUGUUUGAAGCGGCGUAUUGGGCCCAACAAGCCCUGGUGAUGAUUCUGGGUCAAGAAGAACGUCGGAAGGAUUUCAAGGAACUUGUUGCCCACCAUAUCGUGACGCUCAGCUUAAUCGCCCUGAGCUACCGAUUCCACUUCACCUAUAUCGGGGUCGCCAUUUACACCACCCAUGACCUGAGUGACUUCUUCUUAGCGCUGUCCAAAUCGUUGCACUACCUCGACUCCGAGUUGUUGGUUCCCUUCUACGCCUUCUCUGUCAUCUCGUGGAUCUACCUGCGCCACUACUUGAAUCUGCACGUUCUCUGGUCGAUCCUCACCGAGUUCAAGACCGUCGGUCCUUUCGAGCUCAAUUGGGAGACUCAGCAGUACAAGUGUUGGAUCUCGCAGGUUAUUACGUUUUCCCUGCUCGCCAUGCUCCAGAGCCUCAAUCUCUUCUGGUUGUACUGCCUCCUGCGUAGUGCUCUGAAGGCGCUCCUCACUGGAGAGAAGAAGGACGACCGCUCGGACGAUUCCGAGCCCGAGAUGACCGUCAACGAUGCUCCCGGCAAGGAAGUUGGAAAACCCUGA
This is a messenger RNA of Penicillium chermesinum, 1131 nucleotides long. RefSeq lists its product as uncharacterized. NCBI's taxonomy places the organism in Eukaryota, Fungi, Ascomycota, Eurotiomycetes, Eurotiales, Aspergillaceae. The transcript is spliced from 3 exons. Bases 1 to 1131 code for a protein of 376 amino acids. Gene Ontology annotation, cellular component: membrane. Gene Ontology annotation, molecular function: sphingosine N-acyltransferase activity. The record is from RefSeq and is a predicted model, not a curated record. Gene Ontology annotation, biological process: ceramide biosynthetic process.